Molecule: messenger RNA, 1650 nt
Organism: Henningerozyma blattae CBS 6284
Lineage: Eukaryota; Fungi; Ascomycota; Saccharomycetes; Saccharomycetales; Saccharomycetaceae
Product: telomere repeat binding factor family protein
Exons: 1
Coding region: 1-1650 (549 amino acids)
Biological process (GO): telomere maintenance via telomere lengthening
Molecular function (GO): protein homodimerization activity; double-stranded telomeric DNA binding
Source: RefSeq, a predicted model, not a curated record
AUGAAUCAAAUUAAAAAAUUAGAUGAUAAACCAAUCUCCAAAAAAUUUGAUUCAAUUCUACCAUACUUACCAAAAAAAGCAAGAUUAAAUGUCAAAACUAUCUGUCUUUUAGAUCUUUUAUCAACUCAAAUAUUAAGAUUCCUCCUUUUAAAUUAUCAUGAUAUCUCUAAUAUUGCCAUUCUAUUAGACCCAAAAUAUUCAUAUUUGGAUUCUUCAGAAGAUGGAACUCCAAAAAUUAUAGAACCUGACACUAAAUUGUUUCAUCAUUUAAUUCAAAUCUUUAAAGAUUCUUUACUUUUAUACAAAUCAGAUAUAAGCAUCCCAUUAACUGUUUCAGAUAUUGUUCCAGGAAUUUGGUUAGAUAUUCAAUUCCCUCCUUAUUUAUUAAAAGGUCAUUCCACCUUUAUUAUAACAACAAUUAGAAAAGUUAAUAUUGUAAGUUAUUUAUUAACUCUAUUAAAUUUUUUCCCAUUUGGAUUUGAAUACUUACAAAAAAAUUUCUUAAAAAUAUUUUGUCCAUCAACUCUUGAAAUUGAUGAAGAUACUUUAUAUGAUAAUAUCUUAUGUGCAUCAGAUCAUUCAGGAAAAUUAUUAAAGACUCAAGCGGUUUUAUUUUUAGAUCUAAAAACACAUGCAUAUAUAUCAAUAAUAACACAAGAAAUUGCCCAAAAAAAUUCCUCCAUAACAAAAGAUCCGAUUAGUUUAGUAAAUUUAAUUCCGGAUGAUAUUAAAUUUAAAUAUUUAGAUAUCAUCUUUCCUGAAAAUAUGGCUAAUGUUCUAUUUACAAAACAAAGUACCUUAACCACAUCUCAAUUUAAUGACAUAACUUCGGCUGAACAAGAUUUUAUUGAUCGUUCUUCUCGUAGAAAAGAAAAUUUAUUACAAGUAACUGAUUUGAAUCAAUUAUUAAUGGAAUAUAAUUGGGAACAAUAUAUGAAAGGUCUAUUAGAAUAUUGUAAUAAGCACCUUGGUUUAUUAGUGUGGGGUAGAAAAGGUAGAUUGAAAUCACCUUUAUUCCAUGACACGUUGGAUAAUAAAGGAUCAAUCCAAGAAAGGGAGGAUACAAGUAAAUUAAAUUUUCCAAAAAUAUCAUCAAAAAAGUCUAAUAUUGAAUUGUCCAAAAAUCUUAAAAAUGAGGGAAAUUCUAAAAUAAUCAAGAAACGGCCAAUUAAAGAUCAAAUCUCAGAAUUAAGCAUACCAGAAACAUUAUUAUCUGACCCAGAGCUCGAUAAUGGGAAAGGGUUUCCAGAUCAUUCUCUUAAAAUUGCUUCGAAUAAGGAAUUAAUUAUAAAAUCCAUUACACCAGAUCCUAUCGUAGUAAAGGAAAUCCAAAAUAUGCAAAAUGCCAUGUUAAAUAAACCGUCUAAGAAACCAACGUCUAAAAGAAUAUGGCUUAAGGAAGAAGAAGCAGCUUUAGUCUCUGGUUUAAAAGCUGUGGGUCCUUCUUGGUCAAAGAUCUUGGAUCUAUAUGGUCCUGGUGGUAGAUAUAAUGAGGCUUUGAAAAAUAGAACUCAAGUUCAAUUAAAAGAUAAAGCUAGGAACUGGAAAUUAUAUUACUUGAAAAAUAAAAUUGAGUUACCUGAAUAUCUGUUAAAAGUAACGGGGAAUAUAUCGAAGGCAAACAAGAUUAAAAAAAAGAAGGGCAUAUAA